AUGGGUCCAUCCAAGGCUGCCACUGUGGAAUCACCAGACGCCACGCACUCCACCCCAACAACCACGACAGCAUCAUCCUCGUCUGGCACGCGCGCAUCCUCCAACCCUCUCUCGCUGCCCUCGGCGAUCCCCCCUCGCACCUCUAGCAACGGCAGCUUGCGGGCCUCCACCAUGCACGGGCAUCCGCCGGCGGCACCGGCCCAACAGCCAUCACCGCCGCCCCAAGCCCCAACCUCGACCCUCUCCUCCAUCGCCGUCUCCCCGAUCCCGUCCCCGCGGUCCGGCAGUCUCCCCGGGAGCCACCACCGGCACCGCUCCGCAGCCAGCGGCGCCUCCCUCCCCUCGCUGCCCCCGCGGCAGCAGCAGCAGCAGCAGCAGCAGCCGCAGCCCAGCACGGCCGCCUUCAUGGAGCGACAGCUCUCACCAGCCGCCGUGCCUCCCGCGGACCCGGCGCGCUACGCCACCGAGGACCUGCACUUUACGCCGCAGCGCUCCUGGACGGCCGACAAGGAGCGCAUCGUGCGCGGGCCGUUUGACUACGUCCUCUCGCACCCGGGCAAGGACAUUCGCUCGCAGCUCAUCGCCGCCUUCAACGAGUGGCUGCAGGUGCCGCCGGCGAGCCUGGCCGUCAUCACACGCGUCGUCGGCAUGCUGCACGAGGCGUCGCUGCUCGUCGACGACGUGCAGGACAACUCGGAGCUGCGCCGCGGCUUCCCCGUCGCCCACCACAUCUUUGGCGUCGCCCAGACCAUCAACGCCGCCAACUACGUCUACUUUGCCGCGCUGCAGGCGCUGCUCACCCUCGACAACCCGCAGGUCCUCACCACCUUUGCCGAGGAGCUCGUCAACCUGCACCGCGGCCAGGGCAUGGACCUCUUCUGGCGCGACACCCUCACCUGCCCCUCCGAGGACGACUACCUCGAAAUGGUCGGCAACAAGACGGGCGGCCUCUUCCGCCUCGGCAUCAAGCUCAUGCAGGCCGAGUCGCCCCUCAGCCCCCCGCUCGACUGCGUGCCCCUCGUCAACCUCGUCGGCCUCGUCUUCCAGAUCCGCGACGACUACGUCAACCUCAAGUCCGACGCCUACGCCCAGCACAAGGGCAUGUGCGAGGACCUGACCGAGGGCAAGUUCUCCUUUCCCGUCAUACACAGCAUCCGCGCCCGCCCCGGCGACCUGCAGCUCCUCAACAUCCUCCGCCAAAAGACGACCGACAUCCAGGUCAAGCGCUACGCCGUCGCCUACAUGGAGGACACCGGCAGCUUCGCCUACACCCGAAAGGUGCUCGCCACCCUGGUUGAGCGCGCCAGGAAGCAGACGCUCGAGCUCGACAAUGGGCGCGGCAAGCAGGCUGGCAUCAUGGCUAUUCUGGACAAGAUGGCGAUUCCGGAGGAAUGA
This is a messenger RNA of Cordyceps militaris CM01, 1395 nucleotides long. RefSeq names its product geranylgeranyl pyrophosphate synthetase. The transcript has a single exon. NCBI's taxonomy places the organism in Eukaryota, Fungi, Ascomycota, Sordariomycetes, Hypocreales, Cordycipitaceae. Bases 1 to 1395 code for a protein of 464 amino acids. The record is from RefSeq and is a predicted model, not a curated record. Gene Ontology annotation, molecular function: prenyltransferase activity. Gene Ontology annotation, biological process: isoprenoid biosynthetic process.